GAGAGAGCCACGUUUCUGUAGAUUAUUGCUCAGGAAAUUAACUCAGGUAUUCUGAACACUGUUGGCGGGGAGCAACAGGAUGCACCGGAUCAAUUCUUUGGAUCUGGCAGGAUGCCCCAAACGUCGACAUGGAAAGUCUUCAAAACUGUUCCGGAACCUGAAGAUCCGAGGAACUCUACACAAGCGUGUAGUGGAUUUAAGGAAUUGCGAUUAUGUGGAUCCUCCCCGUGACCAGGGGCUUAGAGAUGCUAUUAGCCGCGUUUUUAAGACUCCACCAGAGACGCUACAGAGACCUGUGAUGCAGGACCAGGUUCAACCUAUUCAGUCUGGGAAUUUCCCUUACAAGACUAACUUGGAGGAUUACACUGGACCUUUUGACAUGGGGGUGACUUAUGCCAUCAGCAUUUAUACAUUUGCCAUGAAAAAAUGGCAGAGGUGCCUGAGGACCUCAUGGCUGCAGGAUAAGGAAGCAGCUGGCCUUGUCUGGGGACUCCUGGCACUUGUGUGCCGAGAGACCAGAAGUGUGACGGGUCAGGAUAUUGCCAACUUGCUCCUAUCAAAUCCACUGGCCUUUGAGAAGGGUGAGAAUCUUCUGUCCUCUGGCGAAGGACACCAGGCCCUUGUCAACCUGAUCAUCUCUGGCAAAAAAGAAGAAGCUGAGCAAUUAGCCAAGAGUGAAGCUCUGUGGGAUCAUUGGGUCAUCCUGAAGGGCUUUGCCAAAGGCUCAUGUGAUGCAAUUGUUAUGAGGCUUAUUGAACACCUCAAACCAAAUGACCCCAUGAAGACCUAUUAUCAAGUCUUGAUGGGAAUAGUACCAACAGCUGCCUGUGAGUGUGCCAAGAACAAUUGGGGUGACUGGCGCCCCCAUCUGGCGAUGGUUCUUUCCCAUCUGAACAAAAACAGCCUGAAGAUGGAAAUCAUGGAAGCAAUGGCAGAGACCUUGGGAUCAGAUGGAAAGCCCAAUUCUGCAUAUCUAUGCAACCUCAUAAUGCAUUUGCAUUGUGGGAUAUUUUCGGAAAGGGCUGAAUCUUGUGGUAGGGGAGUAAGGAGCAGACCAUUCGUAAGAUCCACCAGGGCAGCAGUUGAAAGAAUGGAGGUGUACGAUUAUGUGCUGACCCUAAAAACGGACCAGCCAUUCCUCUCCGAGUUUCAGCAUUAUAGAACUCUGUGCAUCAGGAUGCUGUUGCGAGCUGGCUACAUCCAGCAAGCACUGCAUUUCUGCGAGACUGUGGGAAUGACAUUGGUACACUCAGAAGGUGUUGACAGUACAACUCUGGUGGAGUUUGUUAAGGUCUGUUCAGAGUUCCGUGGCAGCCAGCAGGGUUUCAUUGAGCCAGAUUGGAUGUUCUUCGUCAGGGAAACGGCAGAGCAAAUGAUUGUGGAGAUACAGCAGAGGAGUGCUGCCAUCAAGGCACUUAAGGAGUUCAGGAUUGUAAAGACUGUAGUGGCCCCAGAGCAGCCUGGCCCUGCCACCUCUCCUGACCUCCAGCCUGGCCCUGCCACCACCUCUCCUGACCCCCAGCCUGGCCCUGCCACCACCUCUCCUGACCAGCAACCUGGCACUGCCACCACCUCUCCUGACCAGCAGCCUGGCCCUGCCACCACCUCUGUGGACCACCAGUCUGGCCCUGCCACCACCUCUGUGGACCACCAGCCUGGCACUACCACCACCUCUGUGGAUCACCAGCCUGGCACUACCACCACCUCUGUGGACCACCAGCCUGGCACUACCACCACCUCUGUGGACCACCAGCCUGGCACUGCCACCACCUCUCCUGACCACCAGUCUGGCCCUGCGACCACAGAAAAACCAAAGAAAAAGAACAAAGGAUGCUUUGGGUGGCUCAGCUGCUUUAGAUGCUUCUGCUUCCGCAGAAAAAAGACGCACUAGCACCCAUCUGAUAAGACACACACUGAGGCUGAUGGAGAGAUCAGGGAUAAAGAAAGGCUAGAGAUCAUUUUCUGCCACCAGCUGAGAUCCUUAUCUCAUACUCAUCAUUAAAUCAGAAAUAAACACCCCCUCA
Molecule: messenger RNA, 2024 nt
Organism: Alosa alosa (allis shad)
Lineage: Eukaryota; Metazoa; Chordata; Actinopteri; Clupeiformes; Clupeidae
Product: protein transport protein Sec16A-like
Exons: 13
Coding region: 80-1891 (603 amino acids)
Biological process (GO): Golgi organization; COPII vesicle coat assembly; autophagy
Cellular component (GO): endoplasmic reticulum exit site; ER to Golgi transport vesicle membrane
Source: RefSeq, a predicted model, not a curated record